Trichoplusia ni (cabbage looper) is the source of this 6172-nucleotide messenger RNA. RefSeq lists its product as uncharacterized. The transcript is spliced from 2 exons. Gene Ontology annotation, biological process: protein localization to kinetochore involved in kinetochore assembly; mitotic sister chromatid segregation; mitotic spindle assembly checkpoint signaling. Gene Ontology annotation, molecular function: small GTPase binding. Bases 150 to 5762 code for a protein of 1870 amino acids. The record is from RefSeq and is a predicted model, not a curated record. NCBI's taxonomy places the organism in Eukaryota, Metazoa, Arthropoda, Insecta, Lepidoptera, Noctuidae. Gene Ontology annotation, cellular component: cytoplasm; kinetochore microtubule; RZZ complex.
AUUUUUUUUUUCCGUGGUGUAUACAUUUUUAAGAAUCGUUUUGAAACCAAAUUAUGUGGAAAAGUCUGAAGAAACUUAAAAAAAGAACACAAUUCGAAAUGGUUUUAGGCUUUUUAGUCGAUUUUGAAUAAUGUAGCCACUACAAAAAUAUGGUAAACGUACACAAGCUGUCAAAUAUCUAUCGUUACGAAUUUACAAAAUACGAAGUUCAAAUUUCACAUAACGUCGAGGGAAAACUUUUUGUUUUCUCACAUGUUUAUAAUUUCGUAAGUGGUGAUAAUUUAAUCAUGACUGUUACACUGUCGCAACUGAAAACAAUAAAAACUGUUAAUACUGCCUCUAACAUCGAGGGGCGAAUAUUUUAUCCAAAGUUAAUACUUUUUGAAAAUAACACCUGUGUUCGUAUCGUGGAUCUAAUUGCAAACAAUGAAGAUAUUCAAGACGAAAGUAAUGCCUAUCAUUUUAGUCAAGAUAUUGCAGAUAAACUUCUGCUGGAAAACUUUAUGUGGAUAGUGUUAAAGUCUGGUGAUAUAAUGGCAAUAGAUGUUUUAAAAGGUCUACAACUUAAAAUCACUAACGACACCAAUACCUGUCUCAAACUUCGUCAAAUUGCAAGAUAUAAGGAUCGUUUGUAUUUUACUAGUGAAAGUGGAGACUCCUUUGAGAUACCUAUUCAUACUAAUGAAUUAAAAGACUUAUUGGGUAAGAGUACAGAUCAAGUUUCUGUCCCUUUCAAGAAGACACACAAGUCUCAAUAUAUUUUUAAAGAAAAAGAUAAUAUUUCUGCAUGUGGAAUGAAAAUUUACAUAGAAGAUAGAUUUUUAAAGGUGAAAUGUCCAGUAUCUGGCUUGACUGAAGUCAUAUCAGCUGAAAGCCAUUUUAAAAAUAUUGAAUCAUUGAGGGAACUAGUGAUUCUUUCUAAUGAUACUAAUAUGUGGAUUGUUGAUUUGAAGGAAUCUGAAAUAGUUCAUGAAUUUGAGUCAACAGAAGCAAAAUAUUAUCCAGUUUUGACCUACAAUGACUUGUUCUAUUACUUACUGUGGAAUAAAGAAGAGGUGCAGAUCUUCUGUGCUGGAUUUUCACAAUCAUCAAUUAAACAAUCAGGUAAUGAUCAUUCUUCAAGUUUUGAUCAAACUCUGACACCUCAAGACACCCUUAAAACACAAUUGAAGGCUAUCAUUGAUGCAGUAUCAGCUACUUCUAAACCUGGGAGUGUUUUACCACAGAUACAACCAUUGUUUGAAUCCAUUGAUGAUUUCAAGUUUCUUAUUGAAUUUAUACAAAUACUUUGCCAAUAUAGCAUCAACUAUAAAACAUUGUUAUAUCCACUUCAAAAAAGAAUAUCUUUAACCAAUGAUAAUGACCUUAUCAACAUGGUCAGUGAUUUGUCAAUUAAAAUAGAUUUGAUUGAGUAUAUCCAUUUCACUGGUAAUAAUUCAUAUGAAAAUGUAAAUUUAUUUGAGCAGAACUUCAAAGACCUAUGCAUUACAUUCAUACAAAAGCUUGACUUUGAUAUAGCAUCCAUUUGUUGGUUAAAGUAUUCUCAACUGAAGCUGGUAGUUAGUUCUGAUGAUGUAGUGAAUAUACUGAAUGCUAUAAGCAGCAGCACAAAAUUGGCUUCAAUAAUAAUUUGGCUGAAAAACUUUACACCUUCUCUGUUAGAACAGAAUCCAUUUUACAUUGAUUUAUUUGUUAGGUGGGCCAGUGAAAGGGUUUUUAUGUUAGAGCAGUCUGCUUUUUGGCCAAAAAUAGGUUUAAAGUUUGCAGAAGAAAUCAUAGUAAUCUUGGAAACUUCACUGAAGUCAAUUUCUUUGAGACCCUUGUCAUUAGAUGAUCUUGAUUUGCUUAAAACUAGAAUAACAUAUAUAAUGGAACUGAAAGACAAUUAUAAAAUUAAUAUGUUACUAAGUGAAUUAAGCUCUCUGGGUUCUAAUGAAGUUGCUUUGAUUAUGUUACGCCGCUGUUACACCGAAGAUCUACAAGGAUUUUUGCAGAACUACCUGCCAUCUUAUGCUAUGCAGCAUAUGUUUGAUUUGGAUGAAAUUCUAAGUUCCUACAUUGAAAGUGAAGCAGCCAGUAGCGGGGGAGGCAUAGAUGGGAUCCGCUUGGCAAUGCUGCUAAAAUCUUUUCAUUCUUACAACUGUAAGCUUGAAUGUUUACUUCAAGUUUUGAAAGUUUUAGAUGUUCCUUGGAACCCAUCUGUACUUGAAUUAGCUAUUGCCACUGUCGCGGACACUACGAAAAAUUUUACUAUUUCUGAUUCUGAGAGACUGCUUUCUACUGAAAUACAAAAGGAAAUCAAUUACGCUAAUGUUAAAGUAGUACUAAAAAAAUACAAUUUCCCAAUGAACUGUACUGAUUACAUGUUAGUACUACAUAAAAUAAUCGGCGCACCUGUUAUUGAAUUGAAUGAUUUAAAAAUAAUUACUAGUGUUAUGCCUAUUUAUACAAAUUAUGGAAAUGCCUUAUACAUAGAAAGAUGCCUCAAAGACAGUGAAACAAGAACAGCUUUGAAUUAUUUCAACAAUUUGUCAUUUAAGGAAAAAUCACUAUUGCUGAAGGCAGUAGUAGCAAAGUAUGACCAAAUAAUUUGUGAACCCACAAGUAACUUGGUCAUUGAAAGAAAUUACAUUGAUUUCAUAAAAGGAACACAGCUUGUCCAUGAAAUUGAAAUGAAUAAUUUAAUAACGAGGUAUAAUUACAAGAACUCCUACAAUUUAUUACUAAGCAUGAAUGAUAUGUAUAAUGAAAAUGCGUGCGAAAAUGCAGUUAACACUUGGAUAUCAGAAGCUGGUGCUUCUGCGAGUUCUGGACGUGGAGGAAGUGUUAUUCAACUCAAGCAUGCAUGUAAGUCCCAACAUUCAGUACUCAUGUCUCUAUUACGAAGCACAUCUACAUGUCACCAGGUACGCAAACUUGUUGAAUGUCUCAUAAGAUCCUUCUGUACCAAAGAUGUAUCAGUUGAUGAUUUCAUUGCAGUUCUAUUACAAUUUCAAUUUGGCGAAAAUUGCAGUCUAUUAUUGAAUUCUUAUGAUGUUCUCAUAGAACUAGCCGCUAAUUGCAGUGAAGAAUAUCUUCAUAGUUUACUGAAACAACUAUCCCUAUUGAACAGCCUUAUAAACGCCAGUAUAAUUGUUAAGAAUUUGUCAAUAGCUUGGAAGUUUCAUUACAUAUUUUUACCGAUUGCAUCAAGUACUGCUGUUAAUGAUAUCAUACAGUUCUACAAAAUUCUCGAAUAUCCAAGAAAAAUUGACAGUAAUUUGACGAACAUUCACAGUAAAUGCGAUUUUACAGCCCUAAGAAUGAUCUCGAACUUCUUAGUUGAUUCUGAAUACAAUAAACCGACUUUUCAAGAAGAUAUGUCUGAGAUAGCAAGAAGGCUAUUAGCAAAAGUUGUUGCUAAUCAAGAACUGGAUGAAGUAUUGAUGACAAAUCUACUGCUUAUAAUGAGAAUUUAUGAAGAAGAUAACAUUUGCGUUCUCGAAGCGCUAAGAGGACAAAAUGAAUGUUUAUCUCCUAAUAUACUCGGCUAUCUCUCAUUACCGCCAAUUCGAAGAACAUUUGUUUUCGAUAACGACUCUUUAAGUAAAGAAAUAGGAAAUUCUGUGUCUUAUCCUCCCCAGUAUAUACUCAAAUCCAAAUUCAACAUCAACUUGGCAGAUGUUGCAUUACCUGAGAAUAGUGAAGAAACUUGGGACGUUAAGGUUAUUUUGUUCUUUGUGUUGUUACAAUAUCCAGAUACUUGUUUCGAACGGCUUGCAGAACUAUGUAGAGUCUUAAAUAUUUCGACUAACGACGGCUUAUCGCUUCAAUUAAUUGCUUUGCUAUCGACGUGGGAAUUGAAAUAUAAAAUAUAUACUGAUGAAUUGGGUCACCGGCAAAUUAUUUUUGAUAAUGACGAAAAAUGUCUAAACAAAUGUUUUAUAAUAUGGGAUAGUAUAGAAAACCGAGAGUUUUUAAAAGAUAUUUUAAACGAUUUUUGGAAAAAUGGUGAAGUAUCCUUACAUGGUCGUACAGUGUCCAUUAAUCCCUAUUACUACGAAGUCUUUCUAUGUGUAUACCGUUUAAUUUUUGGUACAACUAUUGAAGUCAGAAAUACAAAAGAAUACUUCUUGUUACAUUUUCUUAAAGAAUACAAACGUAAAAGCACUCCCAAACAAUAUGAAUACGAACUAUUUUCCGUAAAGGGAAUGUUUCCUGAAAUUGGACAUUUCAGAUUACCUUUUCAUCUGUUUAUGAGGGAAGAUAUGUGGUCAAACUUAAAGUCGGAAAUAACUCUAGAGACUUAUGAACGUUGGAUUCCUGCUGUUGCUUUACUUGCUUUGGAUUCAGAUUCGCAAACCGCAAGAGAUAUGAUCUGCAGUAACGCAGUAAAACAAACAAUGACCUCACGAAAGCGCAAUGAUGAUGCUGAUUCGGAUACCAAAAAUGAGCCAUGGCGCCUAACAAGUCAAGAAGAACCUCUCCUUCGCGCUGCACAUAGAUGUGUCAGACAUAUUGCUAAUAUGGAAUGGGCUGGAGCGUGUUUAUUUUAUGUGCUCCAAGGAUGCGCCCGUGGUGCAGACCAAGUAGCUGCAGCUCAUUUGUGCUACCAAUUUGCCCAACGCUGGGCGGCGCUUCAACCAGGUAAUCGGGCAGUACGGCAAAUGGAACGUCUGCAUGCAACAUUAUCUACACGUCACGCUUUAUACAAAAUUGAUUGGGCUUGCGAAGAACUCGUCCGACUUUCUACAGAGCCAGCUCAACUAAUUCGAUCAAUGUACUUACAUCCAGACUUUGUAUCUAAAAUGAAUAGACAUGAUGUAAAUCGCGCUGUGAAUGAAAUAGCAGAUAAGAAUGGAAUAAAUGUCAGUUCAAUAAGAAUUCAAAUAUUAGAAAGUAUCCUCGAUAAAUCAAAAGCAGACAACAGAAAUAUUACUGUUUUGAAUAUUAAAGAAUUAAUGACAGCAAAGUAUAUUUUAAAAGCAACUUGUCCGAAGAUGGGAGCCAUAUAUUUAUCGCGCAUUGCAUUUGAUGAUGAAAGUGACAACAAUAAGUCUAAAAAGUUAAGAGCUCUCCAAUGUUUGAUGAGCAUAGUCGACACAGAUACCGCAAUAAAGGUCGCUAACCGCGAAAGAGAUGCUUUGUGGUUAUCCCUCUUGGAACUGCUCAGCGUGGUUAACUUGGAGAGUAUAGACAUGCCAUGGAUUGCAGCCACAUUUAUGCAUGACAAAAUUCGUGGUCUAGAACAGCUUUUGCAAGCGACUGAAGGAAAUGCAGAUGGUUUGAAGACAGCCACAGAACUUGCAUGCAAAUUUGGGUCACCGCAUAUAAUCCGCAGUCUUAUCCCACUUCUAUUACGCGCUGGAUUGUAUGAAGAUAUGAUUCCAUUAUUAUUGAAACUAACAUCACAGCUUGAUACCGUGAUAAUCACUGCAUGGCGAGCUGUUAUAUUAUCACCAUUCCAACGUGCAGACUAUCCAAUAACAGAACGCCAGAGAAUAAAAUGUUUAAAUGCUAUUAAUCUUUUGCCUAUUUGUCCUAUCAUAAAAGAUGAAGAUUUAGUUGAAAUUUGGAAAAACUGCGUAAGAUGUAAAGUUCUCGGUCUUGGCUGCUUAGUUCUACCCUACAUGACCACUCAAACAAGGCAAUCACUUAAAGAAUUACAAAAAAUUGAUAGAAGAAAUCUUAUAGCUAGUUUGAAAAAUUUGCAUGCUGACACAUACCUCGUAUCUGGUGCAAUGCAUGUUAUCGAAAGAAUGGCAUCAAGAGGAUACCGAUGAAAUUAAGAAUAAAAUAGUUCCAAGUUACAUUUUGGUUGCGAAUACAUGUCGCCCCUAACAAAAUUCACUCUUAUUAUAUUUAUUAACGCUUAUUUAAACUAAAAGGUUGUGCUGAAUAAGACUUGGAAAUCAUUUUAUUGUUCCUUUAUUAAAGGCUCAUCCAAAGAUGUUAUACUGAUGCAUACACAUAAUGCAUCUAACAAUAGAUAUUAACAAUAUUGCACAUCCAACUAGUAAACAUACAUACACACAUCAAUUAUUUGAAGAAGUAAAUGACUUUCUUAAAUCUUCAACUAAACCUUUACACUUUUCAUGAUGUAACCUAUAUGUAACAUUGAGUUUUAAAUAAAAAUCUAUUUAGGUUGUUUUUUGUUUACAGAACCUUAUUUUUAGGUAUUUUAUUUUAAUAC